UGUUUUACAAAGAGGAAGUCUAUUGAGUGUUUUUUACUGUUGCAAGCAAUGUUGCUAACUAUUUGCGCUUUUAGCGGCAUUGCUUUAGUUAAAAUCCUUUUCAUAACUCAAAGGCAUGUUUUUAUUGCAAUCAGAUACCGCAGUCUAUUGAAUUGGUAUUCAUUGUAUUGCAUUUUCGGUAAGAGGGGUUUUCCAACUUGAAUACUUUUAAAGAGGUUACCUAGAGGCACUAUGUAUGUACGCUGUGCAGUUGGUAGAGAAGCCGCGUCACUGGAAGUUUGCUAGGUGGAUGUGAAAACUAAGCUGGUGUAUGAUUUGAAAAGAUCCUCUGCGAAUUAAGGUUUUGAUUACCAUUUGAUUCUAGCAAUACAUAAAAUCUUCGAAUUUAUUGUAUGUUAAUCGUCACUUUUUGAGUAUGAUCGGAAUCUUAUUGCCGCUAUUUUCUUCAACAUCUGGAAAUUAGCAAAAUUUUCCUGAUAUAAACAAUCUCAAACUAGUAAAACUUUUAUGCGCAUUAUUGUCGUGAAAUUAACUUUUAGAAUAUAUUUCUAAUGAACAACCAGCUUUACCUGUUACGUAACAAAACAGUUCCUUACAGAUGUGAUUUUGAAAAGUGUCAGCUUAUUGCCUCGAGGUUUCAACGCUGUAGAAAAAGUCGUUUUUGCAUUUGCUAUUGGCACAAAGAUAAGGAUAUUUUCCUCGUUUUGGCGGUGAUUGAAAGAUGGAAGAGAUAUUCAUGACUUGGGAAAACUCAAGUGAAUUCAUAAUAAAGAUGCUACAAGAUAUUGUUUAUGGAGGAGAGAUUGGGAGCUUUUUGCUGCAUGUAUUUGUCGAGAAGAACACUUCAAAGAUUUUUGUUAAUCGCCCUUGGAUAGUAGUUCACGAGAGUCAAACGAUUGGAAAAGAUGCCGUAAAAGUGAAUUUCAUUGCAUUUCUCGUUCAUAAAUACGGGAUGUGCGAAAGAAAUGGGUUAAAUAAGACGAGAAGUCUUGAAAGAAAGACAAUAUAUCUUGUUCAACAUCUUGGUCAGAAUCACGAGGAGCUCCUUGCUUUACUUCGGUUGUCAAAUAUUUGCCUUGAUACUGAUAUGAAACUUCUGUUGAUCGAUGACAAUUCUCGUGAAACUGCAACUGAGUUGAAUUCUCGAAAUUAUAUGUGUUCUGAAAGCUGUAAAUUUUGCGAUUCACUGAUAAAACAGUGUGUUGAAAAUAGACACUCAUUGCCUUGUCGUGACACAAACAACGAAAAUGUAGAUGGGACAUUAUUGCCUCAUCCUCUCGCACAUGUCCAAGGAGAAGGCAGCGUAAAGCCCUUCAGAGUUUGCGAUAUUUGCAACUCAAAGCAAGAAAUGAGGAACGACAAAGAAGGUAGAAAAACUGGAAACAUCUCUGUAUGUGGCUUCAAAGAUAUUUGUGUGGUAUGCCUAUUCUCUAAGCAUUCUUCUUGUUUAAAAGUGAUUGAUGAAAGCUUCUCUAAUAAGAAAUGCACUAAUAAAGACUUACAUCGCAUUUAUAAUGAGAAUGCCAAAAAAACAGGAGUAUCUAAAGAAGAGAAAUUCAAAAAACCUUUUUCGAAUAUUGUUAGAAAAGAGUGUCUUUGCACUGAAGCAAGUAAACGAGUUUGUUUCACCUAUCUUUUGUCUAAACUUAACAAAUCAGUGACAAAUUCAAAACUCGGGAGAUCACAAUCUGCUCCAAAAUUAUUCGUUCACGGAAGUUUUAAGCAAAGUGCCACCUCGUCUAGGCGCAUGGAAAGUGUCACAAGGGAUUUUGCGACCAGUACAGAAGAUAUAGACUCCAUGGAAGGGUUUGAGAGAAGCAAUGAGGUUCUUUUCGCGGAGAAGGCCACCGACACAUUGGAGAUACAGCCCAUUAAAGUGCUAUUUGACAAAUCAACAAGUUCAAGUGAUCUAGAAAUCGAGGUCCGUGAGGAAAAUGCCAACGAUUCGUCGGAUAUUAAAAGUGAAUUGAAUUUUUUCUUGGAUCAAGAUCAUGGUGAAAGGUUGGACUUUUCAUGUAAGUUUUGUCCUAAGAAAAGUUAUCGUUCCAAAGAGCUGCUGGCCGUACACAUGCGAAACAAUCACAAGAAAUGCAACUGCCCAUGUCAGAAUUAUUUCAAAACAAGAGACGAAUAUCUGGCUCAUUUCUAUUCAGUGUAUCCAUUACCAUGCUUAGUUGACAAAAAGUGCCCGGAACGUUUUAGGAACUUGUAUUACCAAUCUUUGCACCACAAAGAGAGCCACCAUGCCGAGAAGCCAUUUUUUUGUAUCCCGUGUCACAACAACAACAUCGAAAGGGGUAUGAAAAGUCGGUCAGUGACGUUUAAGGAUGUCGCGAGUCUGCGCAUUCAUAGCACGUCAUAUGGACACAAUCCACAGAAACUUUAUUUAGUAAGUGAUAAUGAUAAGAUUGAUGACAGUAAUCUACCUUUCAGCAUGCGUUGUUCUGGAAUUAAUUAUUGCUGACUCCAACUUACCGUUACAAACAUAACAAGCACCGUGUAGAUUCUAUAAACUUAUUUUGGUGGAAGCUUUUCUUCCAUUUGUUUUAUGGACUAACAAGCAAGAACACCAUUUUUAUAUUCUUGUUAUUUAGACCUUCUGUAAGUGAACUAGUUUUGUGAAAACAGCACAUUUGAUGUAGAACCGAUUAAAGUUACUUUGUUUAAAAGUAGAAGAAAGCAUACUUUCGUACGUUUUCUUUCCUCAGAAAGUAAUUCAUCCCUGUUGAAGCUUGACGAGAAACUAAUGUUUUAUAGUUACUGCAAUAAUGUCGUUAAUUAUACGGUUUUCUUUUGACGUGGUGUUUGUAAGAUCUUAUCUGUGCUGCUUAUUUAACGAAAGGUUAACUUUUUUUCAAGCAUGUUUUUUAUUUACCGCAUAAUCAAAAUUAGUGGAGCCAUAAUUAACUUUUGUGGAACCCCAUUUCUUAAUGAAUUUCAACAACAAAUUGUUAUCCUUGAUUGAAGUUGCAUCAACCAAGCAAUAAACAAUUAACCUUAUAGGAUAAAAAUUAAAUUGUAUCAUUCAGUGUUUACCGCUAUAUAGCUUUGAUAUGAUAUGAUCAAUUUUCCCUAGCAACUAUUGAUUCGCAAGUGUUAGGAAGCUAGUUUUCUGUCAUAUUGCAGUAGAUUGUUUAAUUGCUAGGCUUCAAAAAUGGGCAGCAAGAUUUUUUGGGCCAAGAUCAUGAGCAGACUGCUAUAACUGUGGAAAACAUUGAGAUGUUUUUGUCCUAUUCAAUGCAAUAAAGUAAAGUUUGGUCAGGACAUGCAACUUUUCUAUUACAUCCCUAAUCAACAAGCCAUCUUUUCAAAACGGAUAGCAACUCGCCUAUUUGCACAAGGUAAAGUAGACCGGAUCUACUUUUCGUCUCCCUUUGCAUCUUGAAUGUUUUUUCUAGGUCUCUUAUGCCGACAGGAACCUCUAUUGUCUUUAUCAUGCUGCAUAAGUGAAUGCUCGAAUAGAGGUAUUUAAAUGCCUUGCUUGUUUUCGUCUCUAACCGCUUUAAAGACGGCCUUGCUUACUGUUGCCAAAAUAUAUUGUGAAUUGAAAAACGAUGCUCGGAGUUUACAUAACAAUCUUAGCAAGGCCGAAAGCAUGGCUACAGGCGAUAGUAGCUUGGUGAUACCUAUAUAUUUCCUGCAAACAUUGUUUGUAAUUACAAAAAAUGUCCAUAUUUUGAAGGGCCUACUCCACCAAUUGAAAAAGAAACUUACUUCAAAAUGCAAAGAAAUUUUUCGUCAUUGGGUUAACUCUGUUACUCAUUUUCGUUCGUAAACAUAACGUCCUUCUUCAAAGGCAGUAAAACCUGGCGAAAGACAUUUUGUAAUGUGGUCAAUAAGAGCGUAAAGAGGUCCAUCGUUAACUUAAACCUAUUAUAACAUCAUUCUUUGUGACGUAGCUAUCUCUAAAUUUCUUUGUGACGUAGCAAAGUCAUUGAAAGAUAAAUCAAUUUUUUAGCUGCAGAGGCACUCUGGGGCAUGUUGAUAUUUUUAUUAGCUCGACUAUGUGGGUUUUAAGCCAUUAAGAGCUAAUACUACACAUGACUGGUGACAGGAAUUAUGCAUAUAUUAUUCCUUUUCUUACUCCAGUAUGGAAAGUAUGGCACUUUUCAACUAAAUCUUGGGUAUGCACAAAAAGUGAGCAGUGUCAAGCAGGCAGCAAAAUUGCAAUCCAUUUAGGCUAUUCAAAAUAAAAAAAAACUAUUUAGAAUUUCUUCAAGAGAUUUUCAAUAUGUAAAUUUCUGUUGUAAAUGCUAGAGAUUUCCAGAGCAUUUGUUGAUGGAAAAAAAUAACUUGAUUUGGUCUCUUAAAGCUCAGAAUAUAAGCAAUGUUGUUGGUAGAAUUAAAAUUGAAGAACCAAGCGGUUCAUUAAUUGCUAGAAAAACUGAAUGAAUACAAAUAGAGUUUUUCUUUAGGGUAGUCAUGAGUAAUGUCGGACACCUUUUAAUUGUUUUGCCAAUCUAUCAUUACCACUAAUUCUUUUCGAUAGCAUUGUUUGUUCUUAGGAAUCCGUAUCUGCAAGGAAAUUUUCUGAUGAAUUUAUUUUUGUAUUACAUUUACAUCGUUUGUUGUUUUUUCCUGAAAUUGGCGCUAAUCCCUCCAUGUAGGUAAUUUCGGGCAUCCAUGGGUAAUGACGGACAUGCAGAUUAAACACAACACAAUUUUGUCGAUCUAGAUAAGAAUAUGAAAUAAGGCCAGGGAUAAUGGGAGAGUUUAAUCCUGUAGUCUACCCAUGACUACCAUAUGUGAAAAGUAUUCUAUUGGCUAAUUGUAUUUUUGUUGGAAUAGCUGUUUUUCGAAUUUAUUCUAUCAGACUGUCUUGAUAAAAAAUCUUGAAUUUCAAGUUUUGGUCACGCCC
Molecule: messenger RNA, 4858 nt
Organism: Rhopilema esculentum
Lineage: Eukaryota; Metazoa; Cnidaria; Scyphozoa; Rhizostomeae; Rhizostomatidae
Source: RefSeq, a predicted model, not a curated record